Molecule: messenger RNA, 1703 nt
Organism: Ipomoea nil (Japanese morning glory)
Lineage: Eukaryota; Viridiplantae; Streptophyta; Magnoliopsida; Solanales; Convolvulaceae
Product: aspartyl protease family protein At5g10770-like
Exons: 2
Coding region: 52-1554 (500 amino acids)
Biological process (GO): proteolysis
Molecular function (GO): aspartic-type endopeptidase activity
Source: RefSeq, a predicted model, not a curated record
UAUAUAUAGUACCUAUAUGAGAAAGAGAUCAGAAAUCAGUGAUGAUCAAGAAUGGGUUGUCGUAGAAAACUAAGUAGUGCAGAUAGGAUGUUGAAGCUUCCUCUUCUUCUUCUUCUUCUUCUUCAAUCAUCUGCAAAUGUUUUCAUUCUGCUUAUUAUCAUCAUGCUUUCAUGUGGUUUGGGAAAGGGGAAUGCUUCUGAACAAAGAGUUGGGUUAGAAGCUCAUCACCACCAUACUCUUCCACUCACUUCCAUGCUUCCACCCUUUGUUUGCAAUACAACCACUUCCAAAGGUCCAAGUAGAAAGGCAUCCAUGAAGGUUGUUCAUAGGUUUGGUCCCUGCUCUGCCCGGAUCCAGGACUCGCCAACCGUGAGUGAACUUCUGCUGCACGACGAGUCACGAGUCAACUCAAUCCAAGCCCGAGUGGCCAAGACCAAAGGAGAGAUGAGCGAGUCAAAAACCGCCAAUCUCCCGGCGGAGCAUGAGAGCCCAGGCGGCGUAGGAAACUACGUGGUGACGGUGGGAUUGGGGACGCCGGAAAAAGAGCUGGAUCUAGUGUUCGACACCGGCAGCCAUCUCACCUGGACUCAAUGCCAGCCCUGCGCCGGGAAAUGCUACAAACAAAGCGCCACAAUCUUCGACCCAGCAGCCUCAACCUCGUAUUCCAACGUAUCGUGUACCUCGCCGGCGUGCUCUGCGCUCCAGUCCGCCACCUUAUACCGCCCGUUCUGCGUGGAUUCCACCACCUGCGUCUACAGAGUGAGUUACGGCGACGGGUCAUUCUCCAUCGGCGAAUUCGCCAAGGACAAGCUGAGCUUAUCCGCCACGGAUUUGGUCGACGGCUUCUUGUUCGGCUGCGGCCAAAAUAACCACCUCUUCUUCGGCGACAACGCCGGACUGAUGGGUUUAGGGAGAGAUGGGCUCUCUAUAGUGUCCCAAACGUCCCAACAAUAUGGGAAAUACUUCUCCUAUUGUCUGCCCACAAGAACAGGAUCCGAUGGGCAUUUAACGUUGGGGAAGACUAAUAAUAAUAAUAAUCUCAGAUUCACACCUUUCUCAAGCUCACAGGACAAAACUGGGCUUUACUUCAUUGAUGUCUUGGCCAUAAGCGUUAACGGACGCCAACUCCCAAUCGGUCCGGCCGUGUUCAAGGCCUCCGGGACAAUUAUAGACUCCGGAACCGUCAUAACUCGGCUGCCCCCGGCGGCGUACGCGGCUUUACGUGACGCUUUCAGGCAGGGGAUGGCAAUGUAUCCGGCCGUGUCAUCAGGCGGCCGCUCGAGCUUCGACACUUGCUAUGACUUCACCGGAUAUCCUAACCCAAACAUUCCCAAGAUAAGCUUCACAUUUGGCGGCGAUUUGGUGGUUGAUUUGGGUCCUAGAUUGACCAUGCUGCCUCUGCAGGGAAGUGCGUCGCAGUUGUGUUUGGCGUUUCUUGGAAACCGGAAUGCUAGCGAUGUGGGAAUUCUGGGAAACUUUCAGCAGCAGACAUUGGAGGUGGUGUAUGAUGUUGCCGGAGGGAAACUGGGCUUUGCCUCCGGUGGCUGUUCUUGAACUUUUCCGAUCGAAGAUCGGAACUGAAAGGAUCCCAGCGGAUCAGCCAUCAAAACAUAUUCUCAGAAAUAAUGCAUGUGUUUUAUGUCUUCCAAUAAUAAACUUUUUGCAUAUUGAUUUACUGAAUAUUUUAGAUUUCUAAAUUCUAA